This is a messenger RNA of Astrephomene gubernaculifera, 4112 nucleotides long. Lineage: Eukaryota; Viridiplantae; Chlorophyta; Chlorophyceae; Chlamydomonadales; Astrephomenaceae. The record is from the annotation of a GenBank genome assembly.
GCGGGGGCUCGAACCUGUCAACCAGGCCCAGGCCGCGAACGCAGGCUUGGUUGGAAAGAGCCUAUCCACGUUCCCAACGCUCGUUAUGACGUUGCUGUAUGUUUAGACGUGAAGAGUUUGACGCAUUGCUUCCUGCAUGUGAGGUUGGGUGUUGUGAGUGUUGGUCGCAUGGCGCGGAAUCGGGGGCUUCCUCGGGCAAAACAGAAGUCUUGCGGUGUACAAGGAAUCGUGCCACACCCCCUUCUUUGCGGCACCCCACCUCACAACAUGCCGGUCACCGCCCUCACCGCGCAUCCUCCCACCCUGCCCCUCCCUCCUCUCCCUCCUCUGCCCUCCUCUGCCCUCCUCUCCCUCCUCUCCCUCCUCUCCCUCCUCUCCCUCCUCUCCCUCCUCUGCCCUCCUCUGCCCUCCUCUGCCCUCCUCUCCCUCCUCUCCCUCCUCUGCCCUCCUCUGCCCUCCUCUGCCCUCCUCUGCCCUCCUCUCCCUCCUCUGCCCCCCCCCCCGCGCAGGCUGCACUGGAGGCCGCGCGACGUGCCGUGUUGGAGGAGAUCGCUGCGGGAGGAGGGGGAGGUGGCAGCCGGAGGGAGAGCGGCACCGGCAGUGGCGGCAGCAGCAGGCGGACGAGUGCCACAGGGGGCGGUGGAGGCGGGGGCGGCGGAGGCAGCCGGAGGGAGAGCGGCAGCGGAGGCGGGCUGGGGCUGGAGAGCCCUCUGCUGCAAUCCCCCACCAGGCCCGGCCGGAGCAGCUUCCUGCGCCGCAGCGGCGACGGCAGCUACAGCCCUCCUGGCAGCUACAGCCCCCCUGGUAUGAGGGGUAGCGGCAGCAGCAACCGCAUCAGCAGCAGCAACCGCAUCAGCAGCAGCGGCAGCAGCAGCAACAGCAGCGUCCUGGACACCCCUCCGACCACUCCGUCUCGUCCCGCAGUCAGCCCCACGACUGCUGCUGGUGCUGGCGGUGCUGUCACCGGUGGUGCUGCUGCCGGUGCUGCUGCCGCCGUGUCGCCUGCAGCAGCUGCUACCCCUGCCACACCUCAACACCAGCAGCAACAGCCGCCGGUGGUGCUGGAUGCAGCGGUGUACGGCAACUCAGCUCUGGUGUACGACAUGCUGCUGAGUGCGACCCAGGGGGAGACGUACAGGUUGUCCGCAGCGGAUGCGGAGGCGGCUUGGAGCCGAGCAGUGACAGCGGUGGAGCAGGACCUCUCUGGUGUGGCGUUGCUGCCCCCCAGCCCCCUCCCGGACUCCCCCGAGCUGCAGUCGCUGGGGCAGGAGCAGCUCAUACGGGAGCUGCGGAGCAGGACCGCUGCGAUCGCUGAGUGCGCCUUCUGGGACAAUGUCACCGCCGCCCUUGCCGCCGCACUGCGACCGCCGCACCAAAACGAAGCAACAGCGGCCAACGGCAGCGGAGAUGUGGGGAUGACCCAUGGGUCGCUGACCCAUGGGUCAUCGGCACCAACAGCGAGCGCUACUCCUGCUGCUGAAGCGUCCGCCGGCAGUCGUCUGGCGGCUAUGUUGGCCCCGCUGCUGAGCGGAGUGGCGGAGGAGGUGGCGGGGCUGGUGGGCGGCGGGCAGCAGGCUGCCGCCCUCCGAUCGGAGUUCUCGGAAGCUGCUCUGAGAGCCCACAUGGUGCCUCCGUCGGCGCCAUCGCCGUCACUGCCGCCAGCAACGCCAACCGCCGCCGCCGCCGCAGUCAGCGCCGCCGUCGCUGACACCGUACGACGAGCCCUGAGCAUCCUAGAGCGGCUAGCGGCGGUGGUGGUGGCGGCGGGGGCGCCGGCGCGGGAGGCGGCGGCACUGGCGGCGCAUGCUGCCGUACGACAACAGCUUGUUGCCGCCGUCACGACGGCAGCGGAGGCGGAGGCGUUGACGGAGGCGGCGGCGCCGCCAGCGCUAGCUGUCGCCUUGGCUCGCGCUGCUCGGUUGCUGACGGCUCAAGUGAAGCUCAUGCGUGUGGAUGCAGCGAAUGGACGGCUGCAGGCCCUCGCAGCCAGCCUGCCCGGGGACACCGCAGUGGCCUACCUGAGGUCCAAAUUCGCAACGCUAUUCGGCCUGGAAGAGGCUGCUGGUCCUGCCGCUACUGCUACUGCUACUGCUCCUGCAGCCGCUCCUCCACCUGCUUUCCCGGGGGCCCAUUGUACGGCAGCUGCUGGAGGAGCCGGCGACGACGCAGCUGCCGCCGUACAAUCUCCCCAGAUCUCCUCGCCGCCGCCGCUGAUGUCAUCAGCGCCGCCGCCGCUGAUGUCAUCAGCGCCGCCGCCGCCAUCGGUUUCACCACCGCCGCCUCCACCGCUGCGAGCGCUGCUUCCACGCACGUUCGCCUGGCUCCUACGCAGUCGCGACGCUGCUGCCUCGCAGUGCGCCUACAUGCGAGGUCUGGGAAUAGACGUCGCGGCGACAGUAGCGGAGGUGGCGGCAGCAGCCGCCGCCGCUGGCAGCGCCAUUCCCGCGACGCUUCGAUCCGGUCUUCGAGCCCCGGCGGGAAGCAGCGGCACCGCCGCCUCCGCGGCGGCGGCGACGUCGGCGCAAGCGGCAAGGAUUCCAGCCGUACCGCCGCCGGUGCUGCCAGUAGGGCCCGACGGCGCCGUUGGCGCCCUUGGCGGCGGCGGUGACGCUUCAUCUUCCUCAAGCUCCUCUUGGCGUUGGCUUGUACGGAACGGCUUGGUGGCGCUGGUGACGGGUGUCGUACCUGCGGCGGGUCCGGAUCUUGCUGAGACGUGGGUGUGGGGCGGCGAGCGGCUGCAUGGGGUGCAGAACCUGUUCCAGCAGCUGGUGGUGGCUACUGCAGGUCUGCUCCUGGUGACCCAGUUCCGUUCCACAGCAGCCCCUUCGCCCGCCUCCUCCUCCACCUCAUCAUCCUCCUCGCUUCAUCCCUGGACUCCCGCCGCUCGCUCCGCCGCUGCCCGGCGGCUGCUGGUGCUGCUGGCCGACCCACGGGUCAGGCUGCCGCAUCUCGCCACUGAGCUGGCGCGGCUGGCGGGGGUGGCGGGGGAGGAGGCGGCGGAGGGACGACUGAGGAGCGCGUUUUUGUCCCUGGUGGACCCCGCCUCCCCCGGCUUCCGCUCCCUCACCUCCGCCCUCAGCGCUGCCCUGCUGCUGCACCUCACAUGCGGACCGCCACAUCCCACGAAUCAUGCAGCUGCUGACAACACUGCUUCGGGGGCUGCUUCUGGUGCUGCUGCUGGUGUGGCAGAUUCCCGGGGCGGCGCUAGCGGUGGUGGUGCCGGCAGCAGUAGUAACAGCACCGCAACCCCAGCAGCCGCAGCGACCCAUGGGUCAGCGGCGUCAGCUUCAGCAGCAGGUGGCGCUAUUCAGUUGCUGCUGGGUCGGGUGGGAGCGGCGGGUCUGGCUGCUGAUGUGGCAGCGCUGGGGGAGCAGUUGCUGGGGUUGGUUGCCGUACAUGAGGCCGUACAUGAGGGGGUGUACGGCAGGUUGGUUGGUGAGAUGGGGCUGUACGGCGAGGGAGGGGAGGAGCAGGAGGAGGCGGUGUUAGGAGGGCAAGAGGAGGUGAAGGAGGUAGGACCGCAGGUGCAGGAUGAGGAGGAGGAGAGCUUGCAGGAAGGCGACGAGAUUUAGGUUUUGGAGGCAGCACUGGGGGACGGAUGAUGGCGGUUGGAUAGGAUUGACGCGGCGAUGCAUGUGUCCUCCAGAUUGACUUUUUUCACAUACGUGUUAUGUGUACCUCGGGAGCUGUGUACGCCAAGUUAUAUGUUUCUGUACAUUCUCCUUUACACUGGGUAGUUACAACUGUUGUGCGAUGCCGUGUCCUAAUCCAUGUCUGGCCCUCUCCAGCACCAAGCGCACCCCUGAUUGUGUACCUGUAGUUGACCGCAAUGGAGCCGAGCUGCUGCACCCGUUGGUGGACGUCAAAAGGUUGACGGUUGUCAAGGUUAUGUACGUAUCCAGACCCCAAUUGAAUUGGGGUUCCUAUGUGGUCAUAUGAUGACCUACGAAAGGACGCAGAAUACCGGUAGUGUACAUAGCUGACAAUCCGUAACGUCAACGUAGCAGCCGCCUUGCUGUGAUUUAAUAUUACCGUUGAGUGCGGUACAUGUCGAGUGGCAACCGUUGAGGGUACCGUAGGCCUGUAACAGCGGGCGCGCAUGCCUGGCAACG